AACAAUCAUGUUAUUAUUAUUCGUCGCGGUCCACAACAGAAUAAACCACCUUCCACCUUUUUUUGUUCUAUUUAACAGAGGACCAUGUCUUCAAGUCCAUCACCGUUGUCUCCCGUAGCGUUUGCAAUGUCUUCAGCUCCAGCGAGCACAGCUGCAUCAUCACCUCCACCCAGUGAAGAAGGGCAAUUAAAUAGAGCACACAAGAGUACGCGCGAGUCCUCAGAGAUGGUAGAAUCAAUAGAAGACGAGGAAUUCCAAGAACGCUUCUCCCGCCUCGAACGACUCCUCGAAAAGUCCUUCACGUAUUCCAAAUUACUAGGAGCGCAGAUGGACAAGGAAAAGCGUGCAUGCGCACUCCGAGCCGCCAUGCAAGCUGCCGCGCCCUCAAAAUCGGAGUCUUCAAGAAGGCGCCUUCCGAGACGUGGAAAGAAGCGCGUACGCGUAGAGGAGUCUGAUGAGGAGGAGGCGCCUCCUGUGAAACAAGAGAUUCAGGAACCUCCUACAUCUGAAGGGGAGAAUGGUCAGCGCCCGAAGUUCCCUCAGCCUGCAUUAGUCACAGGGACAACGUUAAAGGAUUAUCAACUGGAAGGAGUGGAAUGGAUGGUGAGUUUGGAUAAGAAUGGGGUUUCUGGUAUCCUUGCGGAUGAGAUGGGUCUAGGCAAGACCUUGCAAACGAUCGCAUUCAAUGCACACCUACGCGGCCUCGGUCAUUACCAACCUUUCCUUAUUGUCUGCCCUUUGAGCGUCCUGCAUAACUGGAUAGAGGAAUUCCACAAAUUUGCGCCUACUAUACCCGUUUGCAUGUAUCACGGUACUCCAGCUGAGCGUGCUGACCUUCGCCGGACCAUCAUGCGAGCACCGGACGCUUCAGAAGAAGUUACGAUCAAGACGCAACACAAACGAAAGGGAAAGGGGACGAAAGCACCGGCCCGUAAAGCUCCUACGCCGAAGCGUAAAAUAAAUGGCAGACUCACUAAGAGGCGCAAGAUAGAUGCGGAUGAUGAGGACAACUUACAGGCAGACGAUGUCGACGAAGAUACCUCAGACGUUGAAGACGACGUCCAUAUACCCACUACUAGCGAUACCCUCCCUCCACAGACUCUUGCUUCUUUCCCGGUCAUCGUCACCACCUACGAAAUGAUUCUCAAAGACCGUGUACAUCUUGCCACUUAUAAUUGGGGUUAUAUCGUCGUAGAUGAGGGCCAUAGGUUGAAAAAUCUCGACUGCAAGCUCAUGCAAGAGAUUAAGAAAUACCCGAGCGCAGGUCGGAUGAUUCUUACUGGAACACCACUACAUAAUAAUUUGGCAGAGUUGUGGUCUUUGCUGAACUUUAUACUACCUGAUAUUUUUGAUGAUCUGGAUACGUUCCAGGAAUGGUUCAACCUCGGAACCAUGCAAUCUCGCCUCUCUGAAGACCAAUCAUCUCAAUUGAUUGGCACCCUUCAUGGCAUCUUGAAACCUUUCCUCCUUCGACGACUGAAGGCGGACGUCGAGGGCCUCCCACCAAAGAAGGAAUAUGUUCUGUACGCUCCCCUAAGCAUGGGCCAACGCGACUUGUACGAUAACAUCCUGGAUGGGUCGUUACGAAACUUCCUCCUUGGCGUCUCCAAAGAAGUGGCAGUCGAGAAGGUCGCCGAGGUCGAUGUGGAUGCGCCGAUGCAGCUUCGGAAGCAGAAAAAGAGACAAUACAACCUUGACGGUGAUGAUGAUAAAUACUUUGAGAUGCUCGAGGACGGUGAAGUGGUCAAGGCUAAAGGGCCAAAGGAAGAUGUCUCUGAGCUGGGAAAACAGCACCAGCAGCUUGCGACUCGGAAGCAAAUUAAUAAUAUGAAACUUCAGAACGCCGUCAUGCAGCUACGCAAAGUAUGCUCGCAUCCGUUUUUGUUCAACUGGCCGGUCAUACCAGGGACUCAAGAGCUCGUGCUCGAUGACCAGCUGGUAAACGCGAGCGGAAAGAUGAUGAUCCUCGAUCGUCUACUAGACGAACUAUUUCGCAGAAAACACAAGGUCUUGCUCUUCAGCCAAUUUACCACCAUGUUAGACGUCCUCGAGGACUGGGCUACAGAAUUGAAGGGCUGGUCGAUAUGUCGCAUCGACGGAUCAACAGCGCCUCUGGACCGUCGCGAACAGAUGAACAAGUUCCAGCAAGGAGGCGACUCUCAUGAUGCUCCGAAGUUGUUCCUCCUUAGCACUCGCGCAGGCGGCCUAGGCAUCAAUUUGACAGCUGCCGACACGGUGAUCUUUUACGAUCAGGAUUGGAACCCGCAGAUGGAUAUUCAAGCUCAAGACCGAGCGCAUCGUAUCGGCCAGACAAAACCCGUUUUAGUGUUCCGACUUGUUACGGCGCAUACUAUUGAGACGAGGAUCAUGCAUCGUGCGACGGAGAAGAGGAAACUUGAGGCGCUGGUUAUAGCCAAGGGCAAAUUUAAACUCCCCGGACAAUCAGGAGGACCCCCAAAAUCAAACGCACAAUCAAUCACGGAGCUCACAGCUGAUCUCUUAAAGCUAGAAGGCGAACAGAUCGACGUGGUGACGAAUACCUCUGCGGAGGGUAAAAAGCGGGUAUUGUCAGACGAAGACCUCGACAUGUUACUUGACCGGAGUGAAGCUGUGUUUACGAAUAGGAAGAAGGGAUGGAAGAGUGAGGAAGAUGGGGCUGGGAAGCGUGCGGCAUUUGCUGUAUAUGAGGCGCCUGUGCAUCAGGGGAAUGAGCUGGUGGCGAAGAUUAUGGGGGAGGAUGUUUCUGAGUGAGUGUUUAGCUGGGUGGUGGUUGAGGAUAUGCAAAUAUUGUGCAUUUGGAUUACUACGGUUGAUAAUUGCGCUGUAAGGCUGUACAUGGACGCUUAACUCGUCGUAGAUCAUCGAUCAUCAAUUAAAUGCUUGUUUCGUGUAUAAUCUAUAAUGAUAUCAUGGGCAAUGCCCCCACC
Suillus clintonianus is the source of this 2927-nucleotide messenger RNA. Its product is annotated as SNF2 family N-terminal domain-containing protein. Gene Ontology annotation, cellular component: nucleus. The transcript has 11 exons. Bases 85 to 2751 code for a protein of 888 amino acids. Gene Ontology annotation, molecular function: ATP-dependent chromatin remodeler activity; ATP binding; DNA binding. NCBI's taxonomy places the organism in Eukaryota, Fungi, Basidiomycota, Agaricomycetes, Boletales, Suillaceae. The record is from RefSeq and is a predicted model, not a curated record.